Xenopus laevis (African clawed frog) is the source of this 2773-nucleotide messenger RNA. It is a transcript of the gene mycbpap.L, whose product is annotated as MYCBP associated protein L homeolog. The record is from RefSeq and is marked predicted. NCBI's taxonomy places the organism in Eukaryota, Metazoa, Chordata, Amphibia, Anura, Pipidae.
GUGAGCGUAAAAUGGCUUGUAUACGGUUGCCUUGGAAACCGCUCUGUAAGACGAAGCAUGGCGAAUAGAACUGGCAGAAGGGAUACCCGGACUCGGACACCUACUGAGAGAAAGAAAUCAAAAGUCUUAGAACAGCCCACCCCACCUGUAGCAGAGGAACCUGAGCCAGACCCCAGCAAUGUGUUGAAGGGAGAUGAGAUUCAAGCACUAGCAAUCAGAUUGGAAGAUCUUGAAAAGAUUCACCCGCCUCGGCUUUCCAAAGAAGAGCAAAAUGUUACCGGGACUAACCAUGUUUUGGUUAGGAAACACAAUACAGAUGGAAGGAAGAGAUGUCUACUUGUGGCUCGCCCAGCACCUCCUGAGUUGGAGACACGUGAUCUGGUCUAUUUUGGAAAUGAAUUCAGUUUGUUUGGAUCCCAGAAGCAAAUUCAGCCACACAGCAUCCUGGGAACACUGCAAGACUUGAAAAGAGUUGCUUCAGCACAUGGAAAUACACAGGUAGCCCAACUUAUUCCAGAGCCUGACACUGUCCAAAUCGGCCUCAGAAAAUAUAAGAGAUUUCAACAAAACAAUCAAGAUGAUUCUGGACUCCCUAUAAAACAAGACAGCUCUCUGAUCAACUGGCAGCAUCACAUGAGCUUGAGAAAGAAGCAGGUGGAGACACUGUCCCGUCGGCUAGGUAAGCCUGCUGAUAGGCUUGUGAUGAACCUUGGGGAGGGUUUCCGAAAUGUCCAAGAGGAGAAACAAUUGAUUGACAUGAGCAUUUCAGCAGCUGAACAUGGAAAGGGCAGUAAGCUUGGGAGUGAAUUCUGGAAGUUGCCUCAGCGCAUUGGAGAUGAGCUAAGUGGCUUGACAUUGACCCUUCCCAGAAGUGAUCGUGGUUACCCAGUACCAUUAACUCGUAUCGGAAAACCUCAUCGUAUCAAGGAAGAAACAGGCGCCUUGCUUCGCUCACCAUAUGACCAAAGUUGGGAUAAGAGUCUUUACCUUGAGCAGCGCCGACAUGAGUUGAGAGCUGUCAUGGAGGAACUGAACUUUCCCAAGCCGGACAUCGAUGGGUUGGAAGUGAUUGGGCAUGGGCAGCCUUUCACCUCAUUAUCUGCAGAACAGUUCCCUUUAAGUGAAGAACCAGAGGAAGCUGCCUCAGAAGAGAAAGAAAACAUGGACCCCCUGAAAAACUUCCCUGAUGUGGUGCCGGAAUUUGUUUUGGGCCCCUCACUAAUCUUCUGUGGGCAGCUGGCACAAUGGGUGGAGGAUGAUGUAUCGCACAGGGACAAAGUUGGCAUUUCUACACGUAUCACCUUUGAAGCACUGGCAGGAGAAAAAGCCUCCUCGGUCCUGGAGGUAGUAAACAAUGGAAGUGCUGCAAUAUGGUAUGAAUGGAGGCGUCUGCCUCCAGCCGCCCGUCUUCAAAGGAGUCACAAAGAGCCCAGAGUGCAACGUUUCUACUUCAAUACCAGCUCUGGUGUGAUCCUGCCUGGAGAGACUCAGCUUUUCCCCUUCCACUUCAAAUCUCCGACUGCUGGGAUCUUUGGAGAGAACUGGGAAUUCUGCACCCAUCCUGUCUUAUUAGCUGGGGCCCUGCUGCAAGUAUCUCUCUGGGGCAUUGCUCUUUAUGAAGAUAAGACAGCGCCACACAGAGAAGCUUUGCAGAGGGAACUGGAGGCCCGGGAAGCUCUGGUAGUAGCACAGCAAAUUGUUGAGGAGUUGCUGGAAGGAGUUCGGAGCCCAGAGCGCCCACAAUCUCCUAUCAGAAGUGUGACUGAGGAGGAAGCUUUCAUCACAGUAAAUCCAAAGUUGCAUUAUAAACAUCAAACAGUGCAAGAGCUUAAACACUUAUGGGACCUCCAAACCUCUACAUCUGCCCCUGAGGAGAGCAGAUCUCUCUCUAGUUCCCUGAUUGAUUCUCUUCAACUGAUUGAUGGUGCUGAGGAGACUCAUGUGCCCCAAGCAAACACUGACGAAAACAGCCACCCCUGGAACUUGUCAGUAAAGGAUCUGAAACAGGCAGCUGGUUGCAUAGAAGAGGACGGAGAGAGAGAAAUGUUUUUGUCUCAGAUAAAUAAGAACAUUGCUGAGCUCACUGUGCCACCACAAGAGGCAGCAGUGGACCUUUUGCACCAGGCAAGUUUGCAGUUGUGGCGUGGGGCGAUCGAUGAGAUGGUGGAGCGAUCUUUUCAGCUGAGAAGUUUACUAGGAAUGCCUAAUAAGGAUGUCUUUGUUGAAUCUUUACCACUGGAACAAGGUCUGGACCUAAAGACAACCAAAGCAGGAAAGGAAGAGAAGAAGGGAGGGAGUCCCAAGGAAGAGAAGAAGACAUCACCAGUAAAGGAUAAAGAGGACAAGAAAGGAGGGAAGACAGGGACAAAAGAUAAGGAGGAUCGUCCCGGCAGCAGGAAGGCAAAAGGGAAAGAUGAGAAAAAAUCACUGAAGCCUUUAUUAGGCAGUGAGAGCAACGAGUUGAUAUCAUCAGGAGAGAGUCUGGAUCCUAGUCCUACUGGCUCCCAGCUCUGGCAAGUCGAUCCAGUUUUGCAGAGGAAGUAUGAAGAUAAUAUGUACCUUGAGGUCUACGGAAUCCUUGUGCGAGUGAUAGAGGAUAUGGUAACUGUUGCGGAAGACUCGAAAGCUGGAGACUCUGCAGUGGACGAAGAGGACUUUCCAAAGAGUUUGUUGUUCAGAGGAAGAGCUGAACAUGAAAGUGACACACAAACCACUCUGUAAAUGACUUAAAGGGGUAGUUCAUAAUUAAAUAAACUAUGUAUACUGUAUGUCA